AUGCCCGGACAACGACCAAAGCUCGGUAAGCUGGCAACGCCAGUCUCGGCCACGUUCCCAUCCGAGAUCACCUCUGCUGCCACGGCUACACCCAUCUCUGCUGUGGCCUUCCCCGUCAAGCCGGAUCCCGACUACAUCAAGACUCCCAUCAGUCCCCCUAUGGCCUAUACCGACUUUCUAUCCAAAGCCAUUUCUCUCAACUCACCACUUCCGCCUACUGGUGACUCCACACCAGAGUCUGCAUCCAUGCCGGGGACGGCGAGCAGCGAGCAGUCGUCGUGCUCAUGCAAGGUGGAAGAGUCAUCACCCCCAACCAGCGUCGACGGUGACAAGCCGUCCCCUCCUGCCACUGCUCCCAUUGUGCCGCCGAGUCCCUUUUGCCCCUCAGCGGCACCAAUGUCGGCCCCUCCUACGGGACCUGCCACCUUCCCUAGCCUGCGAGUCCCCCAAAGUCCUUCAGUUGCCAACCUGGACUCGCCAGUCCGUUCGCCCUAUAGCGCACGGUCAAUUCACUCCGCGUUUGACUGGGACGCGGCUCUCAAGGCCCGCACGCAGUCUCUGAAGAAGCAGCCCUCCCGGACCAGUGUACGGCACAUUAGGGAGGUAGUGACCAGGACCGUCACCUACACUCCACGAAUGGAUCCGGCACCCAAAGGCAAGAGGCGCAAGGUCGAAUGA
Molecule: messenger RNA, 678 nt
Organism: Emericellopsis cladophorae
Lineage: Eukaryota; Fungi; Ascomycota; Sordariomycetes; Hypocreales; Bionectriaceae
Exons: 1
Coding region: 1-678 (225 amino acids)
Source: RefSeq, a predicted model, not a curated record